AUGAUAGAGAAGUCCAACAACCCGUUCCUGAGCAUUGACCCGAUUGUUGACCGAGGGAAGGCGGAGGGAGAGGAGCUACCGCUGCUCAAUUCGAAGGAAAAACGCCAUGUAGACUUUACGCAGAUAGUGGUGUACCUGGUUGGGCUGUCUGAUGGCCUGACCCACUUGGCAUCACUGGCGAUAUAUUAUUUGUUUAAGGAUCAUUUUCGUUUGACACCCUACCAGGUGUCCCUCAUAUUAAUGUAUCCUUACAUCCCAUUCAUCUUAAAGCCAGUCAUAGCGCUGAUCACAGACUCGGUGUCUAUUUUCGGAAUGAGAAGGAAGCCUUACCUCUUCCUUUUCAGCCUAUUCCAAUCGCUAAACUUCCUAGCUUUAGCAUUUUUACAGCUAUCCGUUUUCCAAGCCACCCUGAUCCUAUUUUUCAUUUCUCUGUGUGCCUCAUUCUGCACGACCGUGGCGGAAGCGUUGGUUGUGGAGAGUUCCAUUGGAAAGACCUAUUCGCAGGGAACAAACAAAGUGACAGAGUUUAUAGCGUCCAAAGCGAUCGGAAGCCUUUCAGUAGCGUAUUUCUCAGGGUACCUUCUGGAGAAAAUCUCAAGGGAAUACAUUUUCAUCGGAACGUCUAUGUUCCCUCUGAUCAUUUCAAUAUCUUGUCUCCUCCUGAAGGAAAAGGAAUACACCUCUCAGAAGAGUAUAAUCACUCAGCUACAGGAUUUGAUCAAAUUUAUCAAUACGCCCAUUUUCUUGGGACCAUUUCUCUACAUUUUUGUGUACAUGUCUGGACCGGAUUAUGACGAUGCCUUCUUCUUCUUCUGCACGAAUAAGUUGGGAUUCAGACCGUCCUUUAUGGGCACGUUAAGACUCACCUAUGGAAUAGCUUCACUCAUCGGGAUAAUCAUUUACCGCUUGUUUUUAAAAAACCAAGGCUUGAAGAAGACACUCAUUCUCACCACAUUGAUAUCGUUCCCCCUCUACAUUUCGCCAAUCAUAUUGACUGAAAAAAUCAACACCUAUUUUGGGAUCUCCAAUGAAUUGUUUGUCCUCAGUGGAGGCUUCUUAAUCGAAGCAAUUACCGAAAUACAACUGUUGCCACUUUUCAUUCUGACUGCAAAUAUAUGCCAGCCAGGGCUUGAAGCCAGUGUCUUCGCUACCAUUUUGAGCGUUAAGAAUUUGGGCUCCCUGACGAAGAAGGGCACCUCUUCAUUCUUAACAUACCUCCUACGAAUUGACAGCUACAACUUUGACAACCUCAGUUUGUAUAUUUUUAUUUGCGGCUUCUUCCUCCUCUUCUCCCUCACCCUCGUGCCUCUGCUACCCGAGGAGGAGAAGAUCGAUAAGCUCAAGAAUAACCAGACACCCCAGUUGAAGUCGUAA
Messenger RNA from Plasmodium inui San Antonio 1, 1374 nucleotides. RefSeq lists its product as hypothetical. Bases 1 to 1374 code for a protein of 457 amino acids. The record is from RefSeq and is a predicted model, not a curated record. NCBI's taxonomy places the organism in Eukaryota, Apicomplexa, Aconoidasida, Haemosporida, Plasmodiidae. The transcript has a single exon.